Messenger RNA from Eptesicus fuscus (big brown bat), 1060 nucleotides. Its product is annotated as olfactory receptor 10H2-like. The record is from RefSeq and is a predicted model, not a curated record. The coding region runs from base 77 to 1060 and encodes 327 amino acids. NCBI's taxonomy places the organism in Eukaryota, Metazoa, Chordata, Mammalia, Chiroptera, Vespertilionidae. The transcript is spliced from 2 exons. Gene Ontology annotation, biological process: G protein-coupled receptor signaling pathway. Gene Ontology annotation, molecular function: olfactory receptor activity; G protein-coupled receptor activity. Gene Ontology annotation, cellular component: membrane.
CCCUGAUCCAGUAUGAUCUCAUCUCUAUCCUUACGUUAUUCCAUCGGCAAAGACCCUGCUUCCAAGUACGGCCGCCAUGCUGGGGCUAAACCACACCUUUGUGUCUGAAUUCAUCCUCAUCGGCUUCUCCACCUUCCCCCACCUUCAGCUGAUGUUCUUCCUGCUGUUCCUGCUGAUGUACCUGUUCACGCUGCUGGGGAACCUGCUCAUCCUGGCCACCAUCUGGGGCGAGCGCAGCCUCCACACGCCCAUGUACCUCUUCCUGUGCGCCCUCUCCACCUCCGAGAUCCUCUACACCUUCGCCAUCGUCCCGCGCAUGCUGGCCGACCUGCUCUCCACCCACCGCUCCAUCGCCUUCGUGGCCUGUGCCAGCCAGAUGUUCUUCUCCUUCACGUUUGGCUUCACCCACUCCUUCCUGCUCACGGUCAUGGGCUAUGACCGCUACGUGGCCAUCUGCCACCCGCUGCGCUACAACGUGCUCAUGAGUCCCCGUGGCUGUGCCUGCCUGGUGGCCUGGUCCUGGGCUGGUGGCUCCGUCAUGGGGCUGGUGGUGACAAUGGCAAUUUUCCACCUCACUUUCUGUGGGCCCAACGAGGUCCACCAUUUCUUCUGCCACGUGCCACCUCUUGUGAAGUUGGCCUGUGGGGGCAACGUCUCCACGGUGGCCCUGGGCGUGGGCCUGGUGUGCAUCACGGCCCUGCUGGGCUGCUGCCUCCUCAUCCUCCUCUCCUACGCCUCCAUCAUAGCCACCAUCCUGAGGAUCCCCUCCGCUGAGGGCCGGCACAAGGCCUUCUCCACGUGCGCGUCCCACCUCACUGUGGUGGUCGUGCACUAUGGCUUCGCCUCUGUGGUCUACCUCAAGUCCAAGGGUCCCCAGUCUCUGGAAGGAGACACCCUGAUGGGCGUCACCUACACAGUGCUCACGCCCUUCCUCAGCCCCAUUAUCUUCAGCCUCAGGAACAAGGAGCUGAAGAGCGCCAUGAAGAGGACCUUCCUCAGCGGGAUCCUUCUCCAGGGCUCCCCAAGGGGCUGGUUUCAUGGCAGGGAAUGUGGCGGGUGA